Molecule: messenger RNA, 2163 nt
Organism: Strongylocentrotus purpuratus (purple sea urchin)
Lineage: Eukaryota; Metazoa; Echinodermata; Echinoidea; Camarodonta; Strongylocentrotidae
Gene: trmt61b
Product: tRNA (adenine(58)-N(1))-methyltransferase, mitochondrial
Exons: 8
Coding region: 221-1717 (498 amino acids)
Biological process (GO): tRNA methylation
Cellular component (GO): tRNA (m1A) methyltransferase complex
Source: RefSeq, a predicted model, not a curated record
UGUGAUCAUUGCAUACUCAUAGUAACUAAUAUCACGUGAUCACAGAACAUGUGUUCCUGCAUUUUCAUUCAUUCGUACACGACUCGUGUGUGCGGCAUGAAUAUAUAUCAACAAUGCAUGUCAACGACAAUUAGACAAUCGUGGACUGCCUGACUGACGAAUUCGAAGUUGAAAGUGAACAGUUUAAAGUUCAUUAUCGCGACCAACAACAUCUGCAAAGAUGCAGUCCAAAAAUCUUUUGAUGCGUCUCCUGAAUCUGUCCCUCCAUCAUGGAAGACUUCAGAAGAUGUGCUGUGGAGAACAAAUUCCAAGACUCUCCAAAACCAAUCAAAGAUUACCAGAUUUGAGCAAGAGAACAAGACAGUUCCAUUUUACUGCUCGUGGACAAAGUACUACAGAUGAUUCUGCAGGUGAGGAAGAUGCAGCUAGAAGCGAUGCAUCUGCAAAAAGAGAGAGUUAUCUGGAAGCAAGGAGAAAGGGUGUCCUGAUGGGUCGACGAAGACUCUCCCCGAUGGAAAGAGUAGGUGGUAUGCUAGAAACCAAGACAGAUUUUGGAGUCCAAGAUCUUACUAGGGAUCUCAGAACUUCUGGCAACAGAGAUGCUAAAGUUGUAGAAAAAGUUGAUGAUGAUGAAACAGAUUCAUCUCGGAUAAGUGACCACAACCAUGAGGAAAGCUUUGAAACCUCAGUAUAUGGUGAUAGUGUCACAGGAGGGAACCACUUUGAUAAAACCCAGCAUCGGGGACCACCACUUGUGGAUGGGGAAUACAUCAUCAUCACUAGAGAGAACUUGAAGAGGCAGGAGAAACUGGUUCGCCUUAUCAAGCUUGAUGCCAGGCUGGAAUUCAAGUGCAAGUUUGGUAACCUUCUGCAUGCUGACAUCAUAGGGCACCAGGGGGGCAGUGUCUUUGCCACUGAUAUGGACAUUGAGCUGUUGAUCAGGAGACCAAGUCUGGAUGAGUUUGUGCUCUACAUGAAGAGGAAUCCAGUCAUUGCAUAUCCAAAGGAUUGCUGUACGAUGCUUAUGAUGAUAGAUGCUUGUCCUGGUGAUGUGGUCCUAGAAGCAGGUUCAGGGUCCGGAUCUAUGACAUUGUUUUUGUCUCGAGCAGUUGGACACCAUGGCAAGGUUCUCUCCUUUGAUAAAUUACCGACUCAUCAGGUGAGAGCAGAGAAGAACUUAAAACUCUGGCAGACAUCAUAUGACAUCAGUAAUCAAGUCAAGUGGCCUCAAAAUGUAUCAUUUUACCCAUGCAGAUUACAGGACUGUGGAGAGUACAUCAAAGAUGCUCAAGUGGAUGGGGCAAUCAUUGACAUGGAGUCGCCUUCUACAGUGAUGACCACUAUGUCUCAGAGACUCAAGUCAGGCAAGGCAAUGGCUGUAUAUGUUGCAAAUCUAACUCUGGUGAUUGACCUAGCCGAGGUCAUUCGCAAAGAGAGACUUCCGCUCGUCACGGAGACCAUCCUGGAAGUCACUCACAAGGAAUGGGUCGUCAACCCAGCCAGGAGGCAUGCUGGGAUUGUUCUUCAAGAGUCCAAGACAGCAGACGGAGAGGAGUUCGGCGAUGACGGGGUGGUAGGAAAGGGCAAAGGUGUGCAGUACAUAGCAGAUGAAAUACCCAAAUACCUUGCCAGGCCUCACCACAUUCAGUCAUCUCACACUGCAUUCUUGGUGAAAAUAAGGAAAAUCAGGAAAUCUUCAUCAACGUUCAAGGUUUGAUGUUUACGAUGAAGAAUAAUUAACAUCAGGCAGCUUAUGAUGGAUUUUGUAAUAUCAGAUAUAAAUCUAUUUUAAUCUUUGAUAUAAAUAAACAUAGAAAUAUUAAAAACUUUCAUAAAUUUGAUAAAUUAUUGUAGCACACAAUGUACAUCAUUCUGAAUGGUAUAUACAGAAACAGUCUAUGUAUUACUAUGAGCAUGAACUAAAAUUGUUACCAGGAGGAAUAAUUUACGGUAAGUUAGUAAUGAAGUUUAAAAUCCUUUAAAAAAGGGAGAAAAACUUGUAGUUACAAUAAUAUUCACUUUGGCAUAACAUUUUAUCUGCUUUAUUUAUCAUCUUUACAAAUAUCUCUAAGCUCCUUUUUUGUAAUUAAUAGUUUAAUUCUCUAUACGAUUUGGAUUCAAAGAUAAUUGUGAAGUUGUAAGUAAAUAAACUUGACUAACAUA